GUAUUAACAGAAGCAGAAAAAAUCCCCUUUUUUUCGGAGCUCGCAAGCAGCGCUGUUGUGUGAAGCCGAGUGUGCACGGCGAGACGAGCGAACACACAGGCACAGCAGCGCGUCGCAACUUCAGCAACUUCGUUCGUUCGUUCAGCGUUAGUUUCCCUUUUUAUUCCCGAUUGUUUCCUUUCCUGCCAGCUCUCGCAAUUUGCUUUUUGCGGCCAGCCGUGUUCGCCACCGUAAAAAUGGCCAUCCCGAGCUGAGCACCGAGCGCGGCGGUGCUCCACACCCUGGUUGGGCAGCAAUCGAAGGUGCUUUCCCGGUCCACCCCACCCCCUGAUCCUGCCCCAGGGAGGCAGAUCCGCGCGGAGAAGGGCAAAUCCCGGGAAUGGCCGCUGCUACGGGGUUUGUUGGAUUUCAUCUUGCAACCUAUUUUUUGUCUGCUCUUGUGCUCGUAUACGUGUAUGUGUCGGUGGUUGGUGGGCCGAAAAAGGGCCAGAGUCCCACUUUUUUCUCGCAGCAAAGCAGCAGCAGCAGCACCGCCAUCACCACCACCCGCAGGUCAAAGGGAAGAUUCGUCGCACCGUUUGGUAAGCGUAAAGUGAUUGUAUAUGUGUGCGCGUGUGUAGGUGCGUAUGUGUGCACCGUAAACGAAGUGAAAAUGGGUUUGAAGGAAGAGAGGGGGCGGCGAGGAAGCAUGUGUGGGCAAAGGGGGGGGGGGGGGGGAGAUGUGGGUGGGUGGGCAUAACACAAGGGCGGGAAUGUGGGCCGCGUCGGGGGGAGGGGGGGGGGGGUUGGUAGUGAUUUUUUCAUUUUCGUAUGAUUUGUGCCCAUUUCUGUGCGUCUGUGUAUGUGGGUGUGUGUGUGCGCGUGUGUGCAUAGGAAGGCAGAGAAGCAAUCAUUUUAACUUUAAUAAAAAGGUGCGUUUAUUUAAAACAAAAAGUGUUCACAACUAAAGAUGGCACGAAGUGGCAAUUCAGCAGAAAAGAAGAAAAAAAAGAACCACCCACCCUCCUCCAUCACGCGGCGGGUGAAAAGGGUGUGCGUGUGUCCGUGCGCGCAUGUGAACCUGUUCGUGUAUGCGUGUGUGUGUGUGUGUAUGUGCGUUGGUGUGUGACAAACUAAAAUGCCAACAAAAAGUGACGAUUAUUAAAUCGCAUCGCUGUUGGCCACUGUGUAUGUGUGCGUGUGUGUGUGUCGAUAGAGCGAAAAAAAAACUUCCUCUUGUUGGGCGGGGGAUGAAGUAAUUGGGGAGAUAACUCCCCACCUCCCUUUCGCUGCACACACACAACCUGCCACCUCCUCGAUCAAUUCAAUCGCAGCAAUCAAAUUAAAAAAGAAAAAGAAGAAAAAAAAGAAAAACUACGCGUCGUAUGUCACGCAGUGCACUGGGCGGGCGAGGCAGGCGGUGGGUGGUGUUUCUCUAAAACCCCACCCACCUGCACCCUCGCGCAGUCGACCGAAGUCGCCCGAACCCAGCAGAAAAGCGAGCCCAGCAGGGAGAGAAAAUGGCGGUUGGCGGUGCUUCUUCUUUUUUGCUAAUUUUCUUUUUUUUGCAAAUGUACGCAAAAAACCCGGGAAGGAGAGGAGGGGGAGGGAAUGUCACCAAACGAAAAAAAACAACGCCUUUUCAAACGGGGGAAAGUGCAACAUUGCAACAUAACACGCAUUUCUAUCAUCCUUAUCACGCGGCACGAGCGCACACACACACACACACAGACACGCGCGAUACAUAUUUGGCCUACCCGGGUUUUGCCACCCGCCAUUGUUGCCGAUUCCGAUUGUUCUUGCGCUUUUCUUCGCUUCCGAUAACAAGGGGAAAAGCAAAAUUAAAAAAAAAAACUCCUCCAUAUGCGCGACACAGACACACACUCAUCGGGCAGCGAGAAGCAUCAAAUUUUAUGCUCUGGUUCGUCAUCGUCACCACCACAAACAAGCGCCAGUGCACAGAGCACACACACACACACACACACACACACACACACACACACACACACACACACACACGCAUACGGCAGCAAGAAGGAGAGACGAAAAAAAAAAAGUUAAAUAGGGGCGACUCUUUAAGGUGUGUUUAUACAGCGCAAGCCUCGACCAUGUUUCCUUCUUUGCUGCUGGUUCUUCGUUUUAAGUUUUUCCCCCUUGUGUGUGUGUGUUUUUUUUAAAUGGGUAAUAUGAGCUGUAUGUUGUGAUGACAACAUAGACACACACACACACACACAUAGAGUACGGGGUGGUGGGUUGCGUAGGGAAGUGGCCGUUUUUAUGCUAUCGAGUUGGGGGAGGAUGGAAUGGUGGCACACAGGCCGACGGUGCGCGCGGCUGUGACACGAAUGAGGGCGACGAAAAGGGGGAAAUUAACAUAAUCACCCAAAAGAUAAAAUGGGGGAAGACGAAUGGGGAGAUGGCUAUGGCGGCGGCCAUUAAAUUUGUUGCGCGAAAGGAAUUAAACUAUUUCUCUUUAAUUUAUUUAUUCAUUUUCUGUUCUUGUAUUUUUUUUUGUUUUUUUUUUUUCCCUCAACGAUCUAACGUUGAUGUGUUGAUGUGUUUUUGUGACGAAUUUACGCAGCAAAUGACAGUCGGGGUGAUGAUGGUGGGGUGCAAAUUAGUGUUGGGACCGACCUACCCGUUUCCGUGCUCGGCAUCAAUUCCGGAGCCGAUUCCGACUCUGGAAACGAUUCCAAAUCCGAAGCUAAUUCUGGAGUCAACUCCGAUUCCAGAAUCAGAAUCGACUCCGGAAUCUGAAUCGACUCCGGAAUCGCAAUUUGCUCCGGAAUCGUAAUCAGAAUUAACUCCGGAAUCAAAAUCGUUUCUGGAAUUGAAAUCUGAAGUUUUGGAAACGAAAUCAGUCUCGGAAUCUGCUUGAGAAUGGGUCAGCAUAGGACCCAAACACCUAUUCUCAUCGAAAGGCCGAAACCGACUCCGAUUUCGGAACCAAUUCCACUUCCGGAGCUAAUUCCCGAGCCAAUUCCAGAAGCGCUGAUACCGGACCUACUAUCCGGUAUCGAUUCCUGAACACUUCUGAGCUAGCCGGGAGUAAUUCCGAUGAAAACUUCAGUUUUCCCAUUACUAGUGCAAAUGCAAUUAUUUUUAUUCCCCAAUUCCCAUUUCCAUUUCCUGUCCCUUUUCCAUUUCCUCUACAUUGUCUCCUCUCCCCCCCCCGUUCCCGUCCGUUUAUAAUGUUCCAUACCAUCCGUCCGUGCCUGCCAUUAAUCGAAUUACAUAAUUGUGGCCCUAAUGAACUCGCUUCUUCGCUCCCCAUGUAUCAAAUCUUACUUACAGCUUUACCUAUAACUAUACAUAUAUACAUACACAUAUACAAUCUUUUACCACUUUCCAGCUGUGCGAAAAAUGCACCAAAACAUACGAAAGUAUGCUAAGCAAACAAAACAAAACAAAUGGAUUCUCUUGCAAAACAAGCGUUGAUUGCGAUCUGUGUGCGAUAUAAAUAAAAUGUGUACCGCGAAGGCGGCUACACAAUGAAUACCGGAAAAAAACACGCAAAACGUACCUUUGGUGUUAUUUUUUUUUACUAUAUAUUUAUAUUCUACAUUGUCUUAAUUGUUUAAAGUGUUGUAAUGUAUUUUGCACCUGUUAUUUAUAUUUACACACACACACACACCUUUUUUCCCCCUCAAAAUAUUCCCCAGCCGUUAAAUGCAUUUUCUUUUCAAGCGUUGUGAUUAUACUUAACUGUCUAUUUAAAUUUCAAGCUUUUCAACUGUAUUUCAUGAAAAAAAUCAUACUUGUUUUAUCAACCUGUGUACCCAAUGUAUCAACUUUGCACUGCGUCGUGACAUGUCGUGCUUCUGCCACACAUUGAUAAUUUACCACAAUUUCUCUAGCGCUGCCACCCCAGCUGCCACGUUCAAAUAAAUGCUCUCCAUGAUGAUAAUAUCACCACACAAACGAGUGCAUAUAAAUACGCGUGUGCGCAAAAUACAUCUCUCAAUACUUAAACAAAGCCAUGAUUUCAUCAAGCAAAAACGCAUCGCGAAUGGAUUCUCUUGAACAAACACGUUGGUCAAAAACUGCGAACAAGUGUCAAACCAUGCUAACCCGAAACAUUACUCCCACACGGCUGGUGCGUGUGUGUGUGUGCGCGCAUUUUUCCUAUCCUGCCACGCACAUGCCGCCCGGUUUCGUUUUUUUUUCUCUUUUCUCUCUCUUCCCCAAAACCACAGGAUAAUCCUAUUUAAUGAAACGAACAACUUAGUUAUAAUGAAAUUACGCGAAAAAUUACACUUUAAGAUUUAAACUUUAGAAAAAGUUUUACAAAAUUAUAAACCUCGCAUUAUUUAUAACUUACAUUUAACUAUAAUUAUAUCUUAAUCAUAUAUAUAUACAUAUUGAGCUAAAUAUAUAUGUAUACAUAUACUAUUAAUUAAAAAUUACCGGAUCGCGCAAAGAAACCGGUAGAACUUAUACACAAAAGAAGUGGAAGAAGAAGAACGGAAAAAGGCUCCAUCUUUUACAAUAAAACCACGCAACAAACCGCAAACAAACAAAACAGAACGAACGAACGCAAGACACAAAACUCCAAACACACAAAAUAAACACACAAGCACACACACCCAAACACCACAAAAUUACACAAAGAUGACUACUCGCAAACAGACAAAAUUCUCCACCAAAAUUCAGUUCUACCUGAAGCACAGAGAGUCGCGGAUACUGAAGCUAUGCAACGACACGAUCGGCCCGGUGCCAAACGAUUCCCUCAGCAAAGCGAUCUUCAGACUGUUGUCCAAACCGGUAGACAAUAAAGGCAUUAUACAACUUUUUGUCGACAAGGGCCAGCAAACUGCUCAAUCGACUGUCACGAGCAGCAGCAGCAACAGCAGCAGCAACAGCAGCAGCAGCAGCAACAACAGCAACAACACUGUGAAGACCGUUCUGCCAGAGUAUCAGAAGGAGGUGGAGCGCUUCCACGGGCGCAUCAUCUGCAACGACAACACCUGCAUCAUCGACCCGGUCGCCUCUCCGAAGAACGACAGCAAUUCGGGCAAUCCUCGCACCCACUCGUUCCGAAUUGUCUCGUUCAGCAAGGAGAGCGGCGUCACCGCCGGCGGCGACACGUUCGCGCCCGCCGCCGACGAGGACGACGCGCCGGCAGUGGUCGGUGGUGCCGGUGCGGCGCAGGAGCAGGAGCAGGCACAGAACCUCAUCACCCGGUCGCCGCCGGCCGCACGGUCCCCGUCGGCCGGUCCGGCUGCUGCCGCCAGCGUGGUACCGCUGGCGGGCUCGACCAGCAGCCACAAGGCGAUCCUGAUGUGCUUCAGCUGCAAGCUCAGCUUCGGCACCUGCCGGUCCUUUAUAGCGCAUGCCAAAAUCGAGCACAGUCUCACACUGAACGACUACGAGCGGAUGCUGCUGGAGAAGAACUACAGCAGUGCCAUCAUACAGACGAACGCGGAGAAGCAGUUCUUUUUCCUGGUUCCUUUCGAAGAGAAAUCUUCAGCCAACAGUAACAGUAGGAAGCAUGUGGAGGGCGACGAGAGAUACAAGACCAAUAGUAGUAGUAAUAAUGGUAGCAACAACAGCAGCAGCAACAGCAGCAGCAGUAGCAGCAGCAACAGCAGCAGUAGUAGCGGCGGUAGCAACAACAACAACAACAACAACAACAACAGCAUCAGCAACAGUGCGGCCAGCGCACUGAUCGGACCCGGAGGCGGUACGGCCGUCGGUGGCGGCCCCCUCCUGGGUGGCAACAUCAAUGGCAAUCACAGCAGCAGCACUAACAACAACGGCAGCAAUGGCAACAGCAACAAUCUCAUGAACAGUACCGCCAACAACGGCAUCCUGGGGCUACUCUCGCAUCAACAGCAGCUCCAAGCACACCAACAGCAGCAGCAGCAACAACAACACCAGCAGCAGCAACUCCAGCUACAGCAGCACCACCUGCAGCAGUCGGCGAUGGGUCUGCCGGCGGAUGUGUUCGCGCCCGGCAGCCUCGGGUUCGACGCCGGCGGCAGCUUCCCGAAGCUGGUCGCCAACAAUGCGCUGCUGUACGAGAUGGACAGCAAGCUGCAGCAGAGCUGGAAGCUGGCGGCGGAAAAGUACAGCAACGCGAUGAACGAGAGCGCGGCGAUUGCAGCGGCUGCAGCGGCUGCUGCCGCUGCCGCGGCCGCUGCCGCCGGCAGCGAAGGCGAGAAGAAGGGUGGCGUGGCCAGUGCGGCUGCGGCCGCCGUCAGUGGGAAACUGCUGACCGACUUCCUGAACCAGCAGAAGAUGCUUUCGUCCGUGGGGGAGAACCUGUACGGCAAGCAGAACAAGUUCCUCGAGCUGAUCAGCUCGGCGGCUGACAUGAAGCUGAAUCCGCUGGCGGCGGCUGCGGUGGCGGCCGUAGCCUCCAACAAGGGCGCGCCCGGACCGGCGGAGCUCGGGGCAGGAGGCGGCGUCGGUGGUGUUGGAGGUGGUGCCGGUGGUGGUGGUGGUGGUGGUGCCGGUGGUGACUUCCAUCUGAAGAAGUACAGCCCGGUCGAUCUGUACAAGCAGCUGAUCGCGAACAACUUCCGCCCGGAGGCGAUGGACGUCGGGGAGGAGCUGAAGAGCGAACAUCAGAUCAGCGUGAAGAAGCUGGAACCGGAACCGUCGACGGCGUUCCGGAACAGCAACUUCAGCCCGAACAUCUCGACGCGCAACUCGUGCAAGACGCUCAAGUGUCCGCAGUGCAACUGGCACUACAAGUACCAGGAAACGCUCGAGAUACACAUGCGCGAGAAGCACCCGGACGGCGAGACGGCCUGCAGCUACUGUCUGGCCGGGCAGGCCCAUCCGCGGCUGGCGCGCGGUGAAUCGUACACCUGCGGGUACAAACCGUACCGCUGUGACAUCUGCAACUACUCCACCACGACCAAGGGCAACCUGUCGAUCCACAUGCAGAGCGACAAGCAUCUGAACAACAUGCAGGACCUGAACGGCAUGAUGAACAAGAGCAACCAGAGCUUCCUGAACCUCGCGACGCUGCAGGCGAACGAGAAGGUGGUGAACAGCUCGCGCAACCAGUACAUGGCGGCGGCGGCAGUAGCGGCGGCCAGUUCACCGCUCUCUUCACUGUCGGGCAAGCUCGGCGGAGGCGGUGGUGGUGGUGGUGGUGGCGUUGGAGGUGUUAGUGGUGGCAGUGGAGGUGUUGGUGGCGGCCCAGGCAGUGCCCAAUCGAAGGAGAGCGGCCCGGUCGGGUACGAGACGGGUGGGCGACCAAAGUCCUUCUUCAAGUGCGACAUCUGCAACUACGACACGAACAUCGCGCGCAAUCUGCGCAUCCACAUGACGAGCGAAAAACAUAUCAGCAAUCUGAACUCGUUCCAGUCCAGCUUUAACCAGUUGAAGAGCCUGCAGAGCCUGCAGCAGCAGCACCAGCAGGCCCAGCAGCACCAGCAGUCGGACAGUCUCGACUACCUGAGCGCGAUCAAUCUGAACACGCUAAAGGAGGACUCGCCGAUGGCGCGCGUGGACGAGUACACGGCGGCGGCGGCUGCAGCGGCCGCAGUGGCGGCUGCCACCUCCGCUAGCAACACUGGCAACAGCAACAGCAACAACAACAACAACAACAACAAUGGAGGUGGUAGCAGCGGUACCAGCUCGGGCAGCCUGAAGCCGCUGUCGAUGCCGUCGUCUCCGUUCGGCGCACCGCACGAGACGGCGACGCCCGAUUCGCUCUUCCUGAACCAACCCUCGCCGUUCAGUGGGGCAAGCGAACCGGGCACAGACCGGGACUACCACCAGCACCACCAUCAUCACCAUCAGCACCAGCUGGACGAGGACAAGAACCCGCUGCACUUCGAUCCGCCGGUCCGGCUGUCGCUCGAUCCCGCCACCUACUACAGCUGUCUGGUGUGUGCCGACUUCGAGACGAACAGCCUGGAGGAGCUGAAAAAGCACGUGCUGAAGGACCGGAGCAGCAGUGCGAUGGACACGAUCCUAAUCGCUGGCCAGGAGUGUCUGCUGUGCGGGCAGAAGGCCCACGACCGGGUGGAGAUGGAGCGGCACCUGAAGGCGGACCACCAUCUGCGCCGGCUCGAGCUGAUGAUCCAUCUGCUGGAGGGGCGGGACAAGGCGGCCACCAAGCUGCGCCAGUUCGUUGGCCAGGAGCUGUACAAGAAGCUGCAGCUGAUCUUCCCAUUGGCGGAGGAACCGAAAUUUGCGUACGAUGAGAUGCCAAGCGUCAGCGAAAUUUCGCGCUCUCCGCUAAUGCUGCUGCUCGAGCCAAAAACCGAGCUGAUCGAGCGGGACUACGGGACCGGCGCGAACGGUAUCGAUGAAUCAUCUUCACCGUCGUGCCCGGACAACGUGCAGCUCAAGUGUAACUGCUGCAACUUCUACACCACCUCGCUGGAGAAGAUCGGCAUCCACAGCCUGUCGGAGAAGCACAUCUUCCGGCGGAUCUGUUUCGACUAUCUGCUGCUCAUCUCUAGCGAAAAGUCCAGCCUGGCGACGACCGUAAAGAGUGAAGAUGGAACAAAGCAGCAGUCCUCGCCGAAAGCUAGCCAGCUGAUGCUGACCUGCGUGCCGUGCUGCUUCAAGACCGACCACAUCUACUACAUGAUACACCAUCUGAAGAAGAGCUGCAAGGUGGAGCAGAACAUCAACCUGCUCGGGUUGCGAAACAUCUUCAAGCUGACGGCCAAAGGCUUGGACGCCCAAGAUGCAAUGGAUACGGGCGACAACGGGCUGUGCAGCAUACUGCAGGAGAAGAAGAUGUGGAACGGCGAGAACGCUAGCAACCGCCAGACGGCCGGCGGCUGCAAGGACCGCUGCCUCGUGUGCAGCGUGUGCAACAAGUUCUCCUCGAAGAAGGUGAACGUGAUGCAGCACCUGCUGGCGAACCACAACGCCGGCAACGAGCUGCUGGGCGGGGCCGAGCUCUCCCCGGCCGUGCCGUCGCUGUCGCGCAAACCGUUCGACUAUCUGCGCACGCUGGCGGAGGCCCGCUGCGCCCAAAAUCUGCGGCUCAUCGAGAAGGUCACCUUCAUGAGCGACUCGUUCGCGCUGAAGGAAAACUGCAACGACCUGAAGCACGGCAACCUGGCGGAGAUGCUGGAGCAGUACGCGGCCCGGCAGGAUGCGGGCGACGGCUUUGCUGCCGCCCGUUCGCCGCCGCUCGAGAAGCAGCAGCAGCAGCAGCAGCAACACUCGCCGACCCUGUCCUGUCCGCUGUGUGCGGAGGCGUUCCUCGACCAAGCGACGGUCGAGACGCACGUGCUGCGCGUCCACAACAUCAAGAUGGACGGGCUGAACCGGCUGCUGAAGCUGGUCGAUACCUCGCAAUUUUUGAAAACGACCAACGGCAAACAGCAGCCGCCGCCGCCCGGCAGCAACAGCAGCAGCCCAGUGGACAAGCCAGGGUCGCCCCAUUCGCCGCAGCAGGGCGGCAAGGAGGGUUCGGUGUCGCCCGGGGGUGGCACACCGAGCAUCCGCUGCUCCUACUGCAAGGCACCGUUCGACACGAUGGUCGACCUGAAGAUACACUGCAACGAGAGCAGCCACUUCCGGCGCAGCGCCGACUCGGACGAUCUCGCCUGCUUCCUGCACGACUGCAAGGACGCGUUCGACAACCUGGCCGACCUGAACCAGCACUUCAAGGCGAGCCAUCUGAACUUCCUCAUCUCGGAGCACCACACGUACCGGUACCGGUGCAAGCAGUGCCCGUUCGCGUUCAAGACGCACGAGAAGCUGAGCCGGCACCUGUUCUACCACUCGCUGCGGGAGUCGACCAAGUGCUUCUACUGCGACCACCACUUCAAGAACAUCCACUCGCUGACGGCGCACAUCGCGGAGAAGCACCCGCAGGAGGCGCUGCAGUCGGGCAAACCGUCGCCGCCGGGCAUCGCCUCGCCCGACGCGUCCAUCCUGUUCUUCAAGGAUCUCAAGCGCAAGAUGCUCAACAGCCAGCAGCAGCAGCAGCGGAACGGGUUGAGUCCGCGGUCGGAUCGGUCGGGUGGGCGGGAUGCGCGGGACAGCGUGGAUGAGGAUCGGCUGAGCGAGAAGUCGGUGAGCUCGAAGAGCAGCAGCUUCUACUACGACAAGAGCCUGGACGGAAGCGGCACGUCGGAGGGUCGCUACACCUGCACCGACUGUCAGUUCAGCUUUACGGAUUCUGGGGCACUGGAGCGUCAUCUUGCGACGGCCUGUCAUAUGCCGCGCGACGACAAAGCGUCACCGGACUCGCUCGCUGCCUCGCUGAUGUCUUCCCUCGCCAAGCAUCAUCAGCAGCAGCAACAGCAGCAACAGCAGCAGCAACAGCAGCAACACCAGCAGCAGCAACAGUCCCAACACCAGCAGCAGCAGCAGCAGCAGCUGUCGACGUCCUCCUCCUCCUCCUCCUCCUCCGCCCAGAUGAGCUCGCUGUUCUACGACAUCAAGUCGGAGAAGUUCACCAACCCGAACCGGCCGUUCAAGUGCACGAUCUGCAUGGAAAGCUUCACGCAGAAGAACAUCCUGCUGGUGCACUACAACAGCGUCUCCCACCUGAACAAGCUGAAGAAGCUGAAGGCGGAGAAGGGCUUCGCGCAGAUGUUUACCGGCUCGCUGCUCAGUGCGGACAUUGGCGCGGGAGAGAGCUGUCCCGAUCGGGGCAAGAACUCGCCCUCCCCGACCGUGCCGUUCGGCGAGAAGGCGGCCACACCCUUCACGAUGCCCGCCUUCGCCGAGGGAUGCGGCGAAAAGCGCAAGGAGGUGGGCGACGAGAAGGAGUCGGCGCGCAAGAAGUUCAAGUGCGACAUCUGCAACGUGGCGUACACGCAGGGCAGCACGCUGGACAUCCACAUGCGCAGCGUGCUGCACCAGACGCGGGCCUGCCGUAUGCAGGAGCGGAGUCUCUUCGCCGUGCAGCCGGCAGGGACGCCGCAGCAGCAGCAACCUUCGCCCCAGGGCGGCGACAGCAAGAAGAAGAGCGAGUUCCCACUGAUCCAUCCCAUCCCGGAAAGCCACGACCAGUCGCCGAACAUGCUGGACGAAGUUUCGUCGUUGCGCAAGCUCAAGUCUCCUUCGGAGCAGAUACAGCAGCAGCAGCAGCAACAGCAGCAACAGCAGCAGCAGCAGCAACUGCACCAGCAGCAGGCACUCGGCCCACUGUUCUGCGGGGUGCCCGUCGGUGGCCCCGACAAGCCGGAAAUUUGCGUGUGCGAAUGCUGCUACCAGGUGUUCCCGGGUAAGCUGAUGCUCGAGACGCACCUCGAGCUGAGCCCGGAGUGUCUGGCGCACCGCAAGAAGCUGCUCGAGGCAGCCGCCGGUCUGCCGAGCGAUCCGGCCGGCCCGCUGGGCUUCCCGGGCGACGGUGUAGGCUUCCCGCACCACCACCAGGCGCUGAGCGAGCUGGCCAAGGUCAACCAGGGCGGCGGUGGGUUCGAUCUGGGAGCGCCGGGCGACGCAGCCGCCCUGCUGGGCGCCAAGGGGCUCGUGCCGGCGAUGGAUCCAGCCGCUACGGCCGCGGCAGCAGCAGCCGCCGCCAACCUGAUGGAUCCGAGCUUCCUCAAGAACGCAUCGCUGCUCCAGUUUGCCGCCUCCGAUCCAGCCAACAAGCUCAAUCCGAACGCACUGAACGUGCUGAACUUUAUGCACUUCCACCAUCUGAUGUCGCUGAGCUAUCUGAAUCUGGCGCCGCAGCUAAGCUUCGGCGGCGUGCCGCCGAAGGUCGACCCGACCAAGCCGGACGGUUCGCCCGGCGGUGGCGGUGAUCCCGUGGGCGGCAAGGGUGGCAAGACACCGUCGGGCGGCUCCGUCGUACUGCCGCCGGUCAGCUUGAACGGCAAGCCGCUCGAUCUGAACCUGCUGCCGCACGGGCUGGACCCGAAGCUGGCCGCCCAGUCGCCGCAGCAGCUCGCCCAGGUACAGUCCACGCUGGGGCAGCAGCAGCAGCAGCAGCAGCAGCAGCAACCGUGCACGCAGAAGCGGGCCCGCACCCGCAUCACGGACGAGCAGCUGCGCAUCCUGCGCUCCCACUUCGACAUCAACAACUCGCCGAGCGAGGAAAGCAUCCAGGAGAUGUCGCUGAAGGCGAACCUGCCGCAGAAGGUGGUGAAGCACUGGUUCCGCAACACGCUGUUCAAGGAGCGGCAGCGCAACAAGGACAGCCCGUACAACUUCAGCAUCCCACCGUCGACGAAGCUGAACGUGGAGGAGUACGAGCGGACGGGCGAGGCGAAGGUGACCGACCUGGAGACGGCAUCGUUCAAGGCGUCCGAUGUGGGCGGGUCGCUGUCGCAGGACAACUCCUGCUCGCAGGGCUCGACCGACAUGAGCAAAGCGUUGAACGAGGCGAUGAAGCAGAACCUGUCCAAGUCGCUGCUCGAGUCGCUCAGCAAGCACCAGUCGGCGACGGGGCAGGAUUUGGUCGGGGCAGCCGCUGCCUUCCACCUGAACAAGAGCCUCUUUCCGGACAGCUUCGGUGCAGGUGUUGUGGGUGGCGGCGUCGGCGUAGGAGGUGGUGGUGGCGGUGGUGGUGGUGUCGUCGGUGGGCCGGACUUUUCCGGCCCCGACACGGUGGGCGUAGUGUCGGACUACUUCCAGCGGGCGGCCGCCGACGCCCUGGCUGGGGGCCCCCUCGGGAGUCCUCUGUCGAUGGGGGGCGGUAACGGUGGCUCGUUGACGGCUGGAAAUGGUGGCAGCGGUGGUGGCGGCGGCGGCGGCGGCGGCGCAGGUGGCGGUGGCGGUGGCGGAGGCAGCGUCGGUGGCAAGAAGAAGAAGAUCAAGUCGGAAUCGUCCAACGACAGCCCGACGCCGGCCGACCUGCAGCUCGACUCGUCCAACUCUAGCCCGAUGCCGAUGCGGCCGCCGAGCGCGAUCUCGCUCAAGAAGCACAUGGCCACGCCGCCGUCGCUCGUCGGCGUCGGGGACGAGAUGAAGAUACCGAGCCCGAUCGAGAGCCCGGUCAUCUCGCCGCCCGGCUCGAUGGGGCUGCACGCGCUGCCCCCGCAGACGCAGCCGAUCACCUGCUCGAACGGCAAGCGGGCCAACCGGACGCGCUUCACCGACUACCAGAUCAAGGUGCUGCAGGAGUUCUUCGAGAACAACUCCUACCCGAAGGACAGCGACCUGGAGUACUUGAGCAAGCUGCUGAUGCUGUCGCCCCGCGUCAUCGUCGUCUGGUUCCAGAACGCUCGCCAGAAGCAGCGCAAAAUCUACGAAAACCAGCCGAACCCGACGUUCGAGUCGGACGAGAAGAAGGCGAUCAACAUCAACUACACGUGCAAGAAGUGCAACCUGGUGUUCCAGCGGUACUACGAGCUGAUCCGGCACCAGAAGAACCACUGCUUCAAGGAGGAGAGCAACAAGCGGUCGGCCAAGGCGCAGCUGGCCGCCGCCCAGAUCGCCCACUCCUUCACCAGCGGCAGCGAGGACUCGGACUCGAGCCUGGACGUCAGCCGGCGCGAGUUUCAGCCGCGCGAGAACGACUGCCCUUUCUAGGAGCCGUGGGGCGGCUGGCGGGCCCCGGCCAGCAUGCAGCACUAAGGGGCAGCAUGCCGCGCGCCGUGGCGUCCCUUAAGCCUCCCCCUUUUACUUACCCCGCCUCCCUCCCCCCCCACAAGCUGUGCGCCUUCAUUCCGCUCUGUUUGUGAACCCUUGCCGAGGGUAAUAUUGCUUCCAGUGUCCUCCCCAUUCCCCCUCAAAAGCUCCUAAAAGUAUUCUUUUCUUGCCCCAACAUGCUUCCCCUCUCUCUUUAUGUUCCUCUCUGUCUCACUGUAUCCUCGUUGAAGAAACAGAAAAAAAAAACACCUCGCACCUCUCGCGGCGUGGCCGGCGGCUAGUCUUUAUUUUAUUUUAUUGCUUACUUUUGCAAACCUUUUCCAGUUUUAUGUUUACUUUAUUUUUUAUCUAUGCUCUUCGUUGCUUUAGGUUCCUUUUUUUUUGCUCUUUUUUCUCUGCUUUUUUGCCGCACCGCCGUCGAGAUCGUUUUUUUGUUUUUCGUUAACUUAUAUCGUUAGGAUUUUAGCUUCAUUUUCAUUCCUUUUUUUUGUUAUUUCUGUCGAGCUUUUCUAAAAAAAAAAACAAAACAAAACGAAAAAUCAAACUCGUCGCCACACCUAGCAAGGAUUAGACUUAAUGUGCCGUCAUUUUCUUUUUUUUUGUGAGCCAAGCCAAUUGGAAAACAAACAAAACGGCUCCAUAUUCCCUCUCGGCCCGGGCCCCACCCCCACUUCCUGCCCCGUUGCCCACCAAAACCGGUCGGAGCAGAAGCUGGGCCUGGGCAAAUGCGGGGGACGGGAACAACUCGCCAUUGAAGCAUCGCGCGUUUCAAUAAUUGUAAUCGAUUGAUGUGUUAACUUGCUCCUCGCCUUGAUUUGCUAGUGAAUGAAAAGUCGUUAUUUUUGUUUUAUGUGUUUUUUUUUGUGUAAACGAAGCAGAGAAGAAAACAAACAAAUCAUAUAAUUUAUAGGUGAUCGUUCUUGCAUCGUUCAUUUUUGUACUAGAUUUUUUUUGUUUCUUCCUAUUAUUAUUCUUGUGUGUAGUGGACGUGUGUGAGUGAAGGGUUUUCUUUCUCUCCGUUUUCUUCCCGUUCCAUCGCCGAACGCGAAGAGAAAAGAGAAGAAGAAAACGACGACGACGAAGAAGAAGAAGAAGAAGGAGAAGGAGAAAACACUUGAGUUGUAAAACUUAGAACGAGACAAUGAGUCGAAAAUCCCCGCAUCAAAUGUAAUGUGAAAGUUCCUAAAACAAAAGAUCGCAAAUAUUAAGAAUUUAGUUAGAAGAAGAAGAAAAAAAAGAGGAAACUAAGAAACAAA
Anopheles gambiae (African malaria mosquito) is the source of this 14711-nucleotide messenger RNA. RefSeq names its product zinc finger protein 2 (gene zfh2). Gene Ontology annotation, biological process: regulation of transcription by RNA polymerase II. The coding region runs from base 4591 to 13395 and encodes 2934 amino acids. Gene Ontology annotation, molecular function: DNA-binding transcription factor activity, RNA polymerase II-specific; RNA polymerase II cis-regulatory region sequence-specific DNA binding; zinc ion binding. The record is from RefSeq and is a predicted model, not a curated record. Gene Ontology annotation, cellular component: nucleus. The transcript is spliced from 7 exons. NCBI's taxonomy places the organism in Eukaryota, Metazoa, Arthropoda, Insecta, Diptera, Culicidae.